Messenger RNA from Argentina anserina (silverweed cinquefoil), 1102 nucleotides. RefSeq lists its product as uncharacterized. NCBI's taxonomy places the organism in Eukaryota, Viridiplantae, Streptophyta, Magnoliopsida, Rosales, Rosaceae. Gene Ontology annotation, cellular component: endoplasmic reticulum-Golgi intermediate compartment; endoplasmic reticulum membrane; Golgi membrane. Gene Ontology annotation, biological process: endoplasmic reticulum to Golgi vesicle-mediated transport. The coding region runs from base 185 to 994 and encodes 269 amino acids. The record is from RefSeq and is a predicted model, not a curated record. The transcript is spliced from 6 exons.
UCUGUUAUCUCUCUCGUCUCAAUUGUUUCACUGAAACGAAGGGAUUGCCUUGUUCUCUGGAUUUUCAGAUCUCUUGGCCGGAGUUCUUGUCUCCUCAACCAACGGGAGAGAAGACUGAAGCUUCGCGUCGAGUCUCACUUGGCGUUCGCCGAUCGAUUUUUCUUCAGUUUUGGCUUCUACAGAAAUGUAUAAUAGUGUGGGAGCCCAGCCUGGUGUGCCGAGACCAUCUCCGAAUCCCCAGCCGAAUCCAUUCGGAAAUACGUUUUAUGGGGCUGGUUCUGGACUUAUCCGAGGUGGAUUGGGUGCUUAUGGAGAGAAAAUUCUAGGAUCAAGCUCCGAGUAUGUACAAAGCAAUAUUAGUAGAUAUUUCUCUGAUCCUCAAUAUUACUUCCAAGUCAAUGAUCAAUAUGUGAGGAACAAAUUGAAGGUUGUUCUAUUUCCAUUUCUGCACAGGGGUCAUUGGACACGGAUUACUGAGCCAGUUGGUGGAAGACUUUCGUAUAAACCCCCAAUAUAUGAUAUCAAUGCACCCGACCUCUACAUUCCCUUUAUGGCAUUUGGUACCUAUGUGGUUCUGGCUGGCUUUUCAUUGGGUCGUCAUGGGAAGUUCAGCCCUGAGGCUCUAAACUGGUUGUUCAUCAAGGGACUUCUUGGGUGGUUUGUGCAAGUUUUAAUUUUGAAAUUCACUUUGUUUUCAUUGGGUAGUGGUGAGGCGCCCUUGCUAGACGUAGUGGCAUAUGCGGGGUAUACUUUCACAGGGUUGUGCUUGGCUGUGCUUGGACGGAUUAUGUGGAAUUACUCGUACUAUUUUGUGAUGCCUUGGACCUGUGUAUGCAUGGGAAUCUUCUUGGUGAAGACUAUGAAGAGAGUCCUCUUUGCAGAGGUGAGGAGUUAUGAUUCAAGCAAGCACCAUUAUCUCCUGCUUUUCAUUGCUUUGGCUCAGUUUCCAGUUUUUACUUGGCUUGGUAACGUUAGUGUUAAUUGGCUGCUAUAAGGCUGCUUUGGUAUCGGGAUAGAAAAAUUCUUUGUUUAUAGCAGUAUCUGAAACGUUGUAUACAAUUUUCUUUGUAUUCAUUUCAAGUGAAGAUGACUUUUGCGCUCC